Messenger RNA from Annulohypoxylon maeteangense, 1288 nucleotides. RefSeq lists its product as uncharacterized. The transcript has a single exon. The record is from RefSeq and is a predicted model, not a curated record. Bases 26 to 1015 code for a protein of 329 amino acids. Lineage: Eukaryota; Fungi; Ascomycota; Sordariomycetes; Xylariales; Hypoxylaceae.
AGGAAAUGGAAACUUUCAAGUCACCAUGUCUAAAUACGAAGCUCUCCGCCUGGAGAACAUCAAGCGAAAUGAGGCGCUUGUAAAGGAUCUUGGGCUUCAGAAUGAUUCUCUUACAAAUGAAGAUGAGAGAAAAAGUGCGGGGCGGAAGCCGCCCGCUGCGAAACGUCGCAAGCUUCAUCCUACUUCCCAACCUACGCGAACAUCGGCCCGAAUCGCAAAUUCAUCUACACAACCAAUUUAUAACGAAGAUGCCCAAAACGAAACAUCUGUCUCAAAACGGAAGCCUCGCAAAAAUCAAACAUCUAAUGAUCAAUCAUCAAUUCCCAGAAGCCCCAGCCCGCAGCCACCGCCCAGUAAAGAUCUCAAAACCUUGAUCGCAAGCUGGUCAUCCUGGAAACCCGAAGCACCUCCCCCAACCCGCGACGUGGAGGGGACCUACCACUUCCCAUCCCACCCCCAAUUCACCCCAAACAAGUCCCCCGAAGCCAUAAUCCAGGAGGGUUCAUUCGGCGGAACAUACUGGCGCCCCCUAUACUCCCGGCACCUACGCACCACGAUCUCCGAGGACUGGCGAGAGUUACCCACAUCCUGGACCUCAGGCCUCGACGUUCAGAAAUACCUUUCUAACAAAACAUACAACCCGGAGAUCAACAAAUACGGCGUAUCCUGCGGACAAUCCAUCGAAGAAUGGGAAGCGGCGGGGUGGAUCGCGCACGAGUACGACGUGCGCGGGUGGUUCCAGUGGUACUGCCGGUUCUGGCUUGGGCGGCGCUGCGCGGAUGACGAGCGCCAGAUCAGUCGGUGGAGGAAGUGUGUUGGGGAGACGGGGCGCUGGAGGAGGACGUUGCUGAGGAAGUAUGUGCAGAUGGGCAUACGCAGUGUUAUGGAUGAGGGAGACGAUGGGGACGAGGAGCGCGCGGGCGAUGUGAGUCCCGUCGUGCACCAGACGUGCCAUCAUUGGGGUUGGGAGGUCCGGCAGCAGGCGCUGGAUCGGUUUUGGGUGGAGGGGAAGUAACGCCACGUUUGCGAUCCCCUCACUAUUGUGUUCACUGCUACAAACGGUCAUGGUUUGCGAUAAAUCGACUAAAAUUGGUGUUUUAUCAAACGGAUCAGAUUGUUUGGAUUAAGGUAUGUAUUAUCGCAAAUAUGGUUGCAAGCACACGACUUUCACUCCUCCUCAUAACCGUAUGUCAGAAAACUACUCGCCGCCCACCCAUUCGCCACGGUGUAUUCAUCCAGCGAGGUGGUUCCGUGGAGCACCUUGUAGUCGUUCAUCGCCCCGCAACCU